This is a messenger RNA of Aphanomyces astaci, 592 nucleotides long. RefSeq lists its product as hypothetical. The transcript has 3 exons. Gene Ontology annotation, biological process: potassium ion transmembrane transport; regulation of membrane potential. The record is from RefSeq and is a predicted model, not a curated record. Gene Ontology annotation, molecular function: voltage-gated potassium channel activity. Bases 37 to 549 code for a protein of 170 amino acids. NCBI's taxonomy places the organism in Eukaryota, Oomycota, Saprolegniomycetes, Saprolegniales, Verrucalvaceae.
UCUGCCGCCAUCUCACACCUCCAUGCCCCCCGAGCAAUGGCCAGGCUGUUCCAUCCAUUUGCAUCGGACAACCACGACCAGGUUGUGGAUGCGGCCAUGUUGGAGGGCGAGCUGAAUCAAAUGGCCAACGACAAUGCGAUGCUUUUGCGCACUCACAACAAAACGUACAUCCUGUCGAUCCAUUCUCCGUUCAAAAUGUAUUGGGACGCGCUGAUUGCCGUCGCCACGUGCUAUGCGCUCGUGUAUAUCCCGGCCAACAUUGCGUUCGGGUUGAGUGACACGAACCGCGCCAUGUUUGACGUCCAAGUGGCUGUGGACAUGCUGCUCGUCCUGGACAUCCUCCUUCGAUUCCAAACGUCGUACGAAGAUCCGUCGACCCACCAAGAAGUGUUUGACGUCGCCCGAUUACGCCGCCGGUACAUGGUGCGGUGGUUUCCGCUCGACUUUUUAGGCAGCGUGCCGUCGUCGUUCUUGGGUCCGGACGCGUACAUUCGGUACCCCCAGCUCAAGGUCAUUCGGUUGUGCAUUGUCUUGCGGGUAAAAUGCUAACGUUACGAAGUUGCAUGCUUUCCUUAUCGAGGAGGAUGGCGAC